AGUGAGUGAGAAGCGAGAGGAGCAUACAUAGAGCUCUGCGCAGUAGAUUAUGUAAGAAAAAGAAAUGGCUUUUGCGCUGCCCUUUAAAGGUAUCUAUAUUCUCAUGAGGAGGACAUUUCACAACUGAGAGGACUGGACAAGGAAAUUGCAUUCGAAAUUGCAACCAUGAUGCGUAAAAAUCCCGGUGUAAAUAAGGGCAAGGUACCGCUCGGAGCGGGUGCCACGAAGUUAAUGCGGGAUUCAGACAGUGAGCCGUCGACGGGGAGGAUGUCGCUGGGUCCAGAGCUCACCAAAGGGCUCACCGCGGAAGAAAUACGCGAAUUGGAAAUGAGCAUUCGGGAAGAUCUGGACGGCUCGAGGUUCAUUUGUCGCCCACCGGGAACAACUUCGUCCGCGCACCAUGAUAAAAGUAGGAGCUCAACUAGUCCUACCGCCGGCGUUGUGCAGGAGCCCCAGCCUGCAGAAGCGCACCCGGAGCCGGUGGACCUACCGGCUGUCGUGCCCUCCGCGAGCACUGGUGAGAAACCGCCACUCGCUCUGGACCAGCCGCCGCUGCAGUAUUCGCAGAGCGCCGGCACCUCCCUCCUGGACGCGACGCCGGCUACGAGCAGCUCCGCAAAACGCUUGUUGGUGAAUUUCUACCCUCGGAGCGGGGAGCGAGACCGGUCCGUGGGAGAUCCCAAAAAUGCCGGUCAGCAGCAGGACACGCCUCGUGGGAAAGCAAAAACGUCAGCGCCGAUACAUGUCACUCCAGGCUCGAAACUCGAUCCGCAGCUGUUUCCAAGGUAGGGUCUGUCUCAUUUUUUCUCUCGGCUACAGUGGGACCUUCUGGAAUUGAUGCGUUCUGACCUUUUUGGACGUCCCAGGAGAUGAGGUCUUUUAAGUGUUUAUGCUUUGUUGGCUAGAAAUAGAAUUCAUCUAUCUGAUAAAUUUAUACUGAUUCCACCGCACAGCGUUUAACAUUCACAGGGUUUCUGCUUCCUCGAGCAGUGAGGUUGCAAGUACGACGGAAGACGAACACCAGCUCGGCAUUGUGGAACAGGCGAAGCGAAAGCUGUCGUUGAGUUCCUCUUCCAAUCAACCCGCAGUUUCCGCCGCAACGCGGGCGAGUCGGUCGGAUCUUUUCGCCGCCAGCCGGUCGCUCGCGGACCCACCACCACCAGGCAAUUCAGCUCGGAGUGUGACGUCUUCGGCUGGCGGGGCGCUGAGCACCGCGACUGGACAGCAAGCAAAGGGCGCGACUGCUGCUACCAUGAUGACGAGUGCUGCAACCACGGUAGCGUUAGCGUACUCGGCCUCGCUACCGGAGCCACGGGUGCUUUCAGAAAAACAAAAAGCUUUAGACCACGAUUACAGUGCGACGUCGGCAAACGGGGGCGAUCGACCCACUGUCGCAGACGACGGCACUUUAUUAAAGCCCAAGAAAGAACAUCACGUGGAGGUUGGUACGGGCCUUUCUGCUUCCUCCCGGAAUUGCUCGAACUCGAAUUCGCAGCAAGCGCUCGGGGCAACCUACUACUCGAUUUCGACGCCGGUGUGUUCCUCUCCAAUCAGGGACUUCAACAAGGCGGCGCGCAGUCGGACAACUUCUGGUGACGAACCUUGCGUUGAAGACGCAGCGGCUGUCACGGUGACGGCACCGGCGCACGCGGGGAGCGCACGACCUUCCGGGGGGUCUUUGACGACUGCAGUAGUUGCGUCUGGCAGCGGGACCAAACCGACAGCCGCCGGGUCGUCGAACCUAAAGGCUACGACCGUUGGCGGUGGCAGUAGCAGCAGCACGCCCGCAUCAUCAUCGUCCGCGGUAAACUCGAAAAAGAACAAAGCGAACACGGUAGGGUCUCGUGCCGGUACCUCUGGGCCUUCGCCGCAAGGGCGGCGGCAGCAAGCACCGCCCGCACCGAGAGGCGUCUCGAGCGGGUUUCAGGCGCACAGACCGGGAGCUGCGGGGCUAAAGGAGAAAAAGCAUGGCUCCGCGGGUACGGCCGCUGGACUCCGACCGACACAAGUACACCACCACACAACGCCGCAGCACACGCACCAGCGGACGAAACAGGAGGAAGGCUGCGUUGCGGAGACCGCGGGGACCGGUUCGGAUGGGUCCAGUGCGACGACCGCGGCUGCAGUGGCGGGGCUCCUGGAAAAGGAGCAACUGGCUUUGCGGAAAAAAACGAGAGAAGAAAAUGCUGCCUGGGUCGACAUGCUCGCCGAUUUAUGUACUUGUCGAUAUGAGUUUCUUCUCUAACUUCUCACACUUUCUCGUAAAUUUCAGAGUUACGAUAAAGAGCGCUUCACUUAGUUCACGCUUUUUGAAUCAAUAUGAACUGCGGCCACCCACAACUCGGAUGUUUGUUCCUAACAGGCACAGAAGUCGCUCAAGUUCGGGAGGAGUGUGCGAUGAUGAAGACUGCGCAUUCGACCUCCGCUGCAGCUGCGUCUGCCCUGCAAAAAGAAGCGGAACUGCACUCCCAGACACAGGUGGAAAAGUUGUCUGCGAGGCUCUCCACGGUAAAUUCAGUAAUUGCAACUUUACAGCUACUUUGUUUUCAUCGAGAUGAAAAUGCCUUGUUUUACAACUUGUAAAGCAAACAUAAAUCAAUUUGGUUCAGACAAACCCCUCUACUACCUCGAACUGCAGGUGGGUUCCGAGAUGGAGGCCAUCCGGGACGAGUUUUUUGAUUCGCAGACGCGGAUGCGGUAUCAAAUGCAAAAAUGUCUGGGUCUGGAGACUUGUGAUGUCGUGUGGCGUAUCAUGAGGAGGCCACAAUUGCUGGCUCAGCAUGACAAGUUUCUGAGCUUCUAGGUGUUGCCUAUUCUGCAUGACAAACUACGUUUCUGCAUGACAGAAAAGUGGGGCUCUUUGGUAAUGUGCAUGACAGAUUUAAGAGUCAUGCCAGACAAGCGUGACAAACUUGCAUUCUUCCAGACCCAGGCAUUUUUGCAUUUGAUAUGCGGGAGCUGAAGGGCGAGAUUGAGGUGGACGUCACUCGGCAGAAGGAGCUGCUCAGCGAGAGGAUUGACGAGGUGGCAAAGAAGUUCGAGUCGCUGGUGGAGGAGGUGCGCCAGCAGAAGGACGAGGAUAUCGAGAAGAUGCAGAAGGUAAUCACGGUGUCCAGCCGAAAGCAAACCUCCGCCGUGCAGGACGUCAAGAAGCUGGAGGCGGACUUGGAGAAGCUGAAGUUGGAGCUGGACAAGCGGUGCAAGCAAGUGGAUGUUUCCAUGAAAAAGGAGAUGCGGUUGCACGCCAAGAAGCUGUGCUCGGAAGCGCUCAAGUCCUCGCUGUCGUCCAAAAGUGGCGUGGAAACGCCCCCCGCGGACGAGAAAACGGUGGGGGUGCACCUGCCCGACAGUUCUCUGGAUCGCAUUCCCUCGGAAGAUUUCGCCACACCCUGUGCGCGCCACGCAGCGCCCCCUCCGACCGUGGAACGGCCCAAGUUUCUGCCAGGUAGUGGUGUUGGAGAGCGUUUUUGUUCUGUUCAUCGGAAACGUUUUUGUGGGAAAAUUUUGCUCUGUUACUUUUUUUCAUCUAUGAUUGGUUCGUUGCAUUUAUUUGAUGAAGUGGUGUUGUCGUGGUUGUCUAAUCACCUGCUCCUACUUCUGCAGUGAAUUUUUCUGAUCCCGAGGUUCUCGACCGAGCAGCGGGACCGCAGUGUCGGUGCAGCUACAGUCUUCCUCUUCCGACAUCGAGGGCAGCUCCAACGCGAAUAACAGCACCACCGCGGGUCCGGGUACCAGCAGCGAGAGCGAGCAUUUUUUGCCGCCGCCCGGCAGACUCAGCGAGAGCGUCCUGUCGCAGUACCAGGGAGCGCAAAGCGCCUCGGAGUUGCAGUUGAAACGGCAGAUCGCCGCGGAGGUGAAGAAGCAGCUGGCGCAGGUCGACGAAAAGCAGAAGCGCAAGCACGACGAAACCGCGGUGCUGCUCACGGAUUUGGACCGGUCUCUGAAGAAGAACGUGGUCAGUCUCAGCGCCCGGAUCGACCAGAUGAGCGAAAAGCAGAAAUCGUUGCAGAAACGGGUGAAGUUCCUGGAAGACGCCUCCACGCUGCAGGCCUCACAGGUCAACCGCGCGUUCGAGGUCGGAUUGGCGGACUUCAUGCGAAAAAUGGAAGACCGCCUGCAGCUCGUCCUCGACACCGCCCAAAGCUACCGCCGUGACAACCACAAGGACCUGCAGGAGGUGCGGAAGGAACUCUUCCAGCUGCAGGACGCCUGGGCGUCGCGCUUGGACCUGGUGGAGCACAAAGUCGCGCAUCUCAGGUCGUUUUCCGCCACUGCAAAAGCAGGUGACCCAGCGGAGGAGCACGACGCCCUGGAGGAGGAGGAGGAGAGCGAGAGCGACUCCGAUUCGCAGUCGCAAGAAGUAGCGAAGGACAGCGCGGCGGACCAUUUGCGAGACCACGAACAAACACGAGGCGAGUACGGAGCGGCUAGUCCGGACGACCACCGCCCGCGACGCCCAAGCUACAAGGAGGACACGGUGCCGCCGUUUUCACAGCGCCGCUCUGUGUACAACGCGUACCCAGGUGACAGCGUUUCUGCAGACGCCGUCAACAUCUCCCCGGAAAAGUUGCGUUUCCCGUCCGCGUCUGACGGUGCCGCGCCCGACGUCGUCCAAAAAACGAGCGAGCCCUUCCAUACGCCGAGCGACGAUGAAGAAGACGAAAGUGCGACGGCGGAAGAUUCCUUUGGCGAGGUGUCGGAAAUCCGCCACGCGGAGGAAGGUGCGUGAGCGUUUCUGGUUGUGAGUGUUGCGUCGUCGAUUAGACUAUAGACAUUUUACAUAUUACAUAUAGUAUGCAAGUAAAAACAAAAUACCGUUGAAAAGCCGUACCUUUCGGUUAGCUUAUUUUUGGCUUCUUUCAUUCUCGUCGUUGACGCAUCAUUUUUCCAAAUGUCAGGCACCGCCGACAGCUCCCCGAUGCUGCCCGAACAAGCGGAUCCCGGCCAGUAUCAGAACUCGCGAAAGGCAAGCGAGAGGAGACCGCCAGGCGAGAUGAACAGGGCGGUGGGUGCAGGUCCGAAAGUCACGGGCUCUCUCCGCUCAGAGCCCGUUGCCAUGCGCGGAGGCCAUGAUACAACUGGAGGCCGCAGGUCGCAGUGA
Molecule: messenger RNA, 5101 nt
Organism: Amoebophrya sp. A120
Lineage: Eukaryota; Dinophyceae; Syndiniales; Amoebophryaceae
Source: the annotation of a GenBank genome assembly